UCUCGCAAACGAGAGUUAUUAUAUUAUUAUAUAUAUACAUAUAAAGAAGCAUAUCUCCUUUGAGUUUGAGGGAUCCCCGUAGCUUAGAUAAGUUCGGGAAGUCUUUUGUUCGACUUCUCUUCGCCUCGAUUUCUAGACAGAGACAGGCACGGUAAGAGGGAGACAUAAAAGGAGAGAGGAGAGAGGAGAGAGAGAGAGAUGGAGAUAGAAGUAGACGAGAGAACGGAGAUGACAGAAGAAGAGCAGGGGUGUCAGACGCCUAAACACGGGGAAUGUCAAAUUCCGACAGCUUCGGUGUGCCCACCGCCUCCUAGGAAGAAACCGGUUUACGGAAAGAAGAGAGACCCACCGAAGAAUGGGUAUUUUCAGCCGCCUGAUCUAGAAGUUCUCUUUGCGUUGGCGCCAAGACGGGAAGCCUACGCGUAGGCGGGCGGGGUCUGGCCCGUGAUGCCUGCUUUUGUAGAUAGUUGUAAUCUACCCACUCUGUUUUCUUUUUCUUCGCCUUCUUUCUUUUUGGAGAUAUAUGGAUGUAAUGUUGUAAUCGUUUUGUUAAUUUUGUAACUCGAAGACUCCAAGAUAUAUUCGUUCAUUUUUCUUUUGGUCUA
Molecule: messenger RNA, 605 nt
Organism: Nelumbo nucifera (sacred lotus)
Lineage: Eukaryota; Viridiplantae; Streptophyta; Magnoliopsida; Proteales; Nelumbonaceae
Source: RefSeq, a predicted model, not a curated record